Molecule: messenger RNA, 981 nt
Organism: Symbiodinium natans
Lineage: Eukaryota; Dinophyceae; Suessiales; Symbiodiniaceae
Source: the annotation of a GenBank genome assembly
AUGCUCUUGGCAACACCCCUGCGCUCCUCAGCCCUGAAACUGAACAACUGCUGGGUGAUCUCUGAUCUCUUGAAGCCCUUCCCCCAGCUGAACGUCACGCUGUUGGUGGGCAAAGACAACCACAAGCGCCAGGACUCCCUUGGCCCCCUUUGGCAGCCCGUGGUCGUCGUGGGCACUCCGGGCAAACUGAUGGACCAUGCGAUGGAAGGCCGGCUGAUUCUUGGCGAGCUGAAAGCCAUUGUCUUCGACGAGGUGGAUGCCCUCCUGAGCAUGUCCCGCAAGGAUCAUCUGCAGCUCCUCCUGCAACACAUCGGUGUGAACGAAGGGGCCCAGCUGCAAUCUCAGCGUUUUGCCUCGAGCACCCAGCCCCGGAGCAUCAUCACAAGCUUCCAUUUGCUCAUAAGCUCGUCGGACUUGACAGCAAGAAUCAGGCGAGUCCUGGUGUCUGCCAGUGGCUCUAUGGAGGGCAACGCCCUUGAUUUCGCUGAGGCUGUGGGCAGUACAGAUGUGGACAAGAAGCUGGCCUUUCUGCGGCGCUUGUCUACGUCAGACCCUCCGUGCAACAGCUUCAUUGUGUUCUGCAACAACCAUGACCGCGUCCGCAAGGUGGCCGAGCAGAUGAACAAGCAGCUGGGCAUUUCCACGGAGUACUUGACCGGCAACAGGUCCAAGGCUUACCAUGGGCCUUUAUGCCCGAAAGGCCCCAGAGAACCUGAAGGAGCGCCGCCUGGAACUCAGGAUGCCGCCAUGCGGGGUUUGGACUUCAAGGACCUGACCCACGUGGUCAAUUUCGAGAUUCCGGGCGACGCUGCUACCUAUGCACAUCGAGCUGGGCGAUGCGGCCGCAUGGGCUUCAACGGCAUCGUUGUGAGCUUGGCCUCGGGUGGCUACGAAAACAAGCGGCUGCGGAGUUAUGCUGACACGCUCAACUUUGAGCUCAUCGAGGCGAAUGUCAACGAGGGCGUGCUUGGAGUCGCUUGA